UUUUCAAGUUUGUUGCCUUCCAUUGUUUUACGGUAGUACAUUUUUAUAACCUACAUGAAAAUUUAUUACAUGUACGUGUGUAUUGUUUUUGGUCUGUGCGUGUGUAUGUGUUUCUGUAUAUAAUAUAGUUGUGGUCAGGGUAACUUAUAAGAAGGCCUUAUGGAUUGUGAUGAUAUUUGGGCCCCCUGCUGACUAACUUUGGUACUGCAGCAGAACUUCCGGUUUUGGUUUCUUUUGCCCUGUACAUGCUAUGGUCUUGAUCUUUUGAUGGCUGAUAGCUUUUCAUGUCAGGAACAAUUUGUUGACAACACAAUGUACCCAGUGAACCAGUCGACUCCGGAUCCUGUCCGCUCGACUCGGCGCUCUAGAUAUGUGGUCGGCGGUGCGAGAGGACUCGGAGCGUGUCAUAUUGUCUUUGGGAGUCUCCUCUUAACAUUCGGCAUCGCGGGGAUGGUCAUCAAUACAGCAGCCUACUUCGCAGGAACCCCGAUAUGGACUGGUCUUAUGUACUUGGUGACGGGAAUUUUGGGAGUUGUGUCCAGCCACAGGCACACCAAGUGUACCGUGGUUGGGUUCCUGGUAAUGUCUUGUGUCUGUCUCCUGAUGGUCCUGUCUGGUAUCACGUCAGCCAGCGCCGCCAUCAGUGGUGAGCCUUGGAACCAUUGGCCAGGGCCUGUAGGCUGUUGGUAUGAUUGGGACGAAGAACGGAAUGUCUGCAACCAUCUUAAUCUGGUUAGGUCCCUGGUGGAUGCUGUUGUCCUCCUGUGUACCCUUGUGGAGCUGGGCCUGUGCAUCGCUUCUGUAACUGUCACUGCCUACACACUGACCAAUGGGUGCUGUGCUUGCUGUGCGAAAGGGAACACCCAACAACCCUACCAGGUGAUUUUACUAUGUUAUGUCAGACUGUGCAUUUAUGACAGGAAAUUCGAACUAUCCACUAUUCAGACUGUCCACACACAGCUAACAUGACUGUCCUUGGUGCUGAACACCUUCCACACACAAACAUGCCUAUAUUGUGUGUGGAAUAUGCCUGUAUUGUAUAGACAGGAUAACUGCCCUUCAGUAUAACACACCAGCUUCACAGGCACGCAGCAUGGCAGCAGCUAUUAUACCGAGUGUAGGCCCAAUCUUUGCACAUCUAACUGUAGGAGUUGUUUAAAGCUUUCUAGUGAUGA
Branchiostoma belcheri (Belcher's lancelet) is the source of this 1175-nucleotide messenger RNA. RefSeq lists its product as uncharacterized. Gene Ontology annotation, cellular component: membrane. The record is from RefSeq and is a predicted model, not a curated record. The coding region runs from base 268 to 969 and encodes 233 amino acids. The transcript has 5 exons. Lineage: Eukaryota; Metazoa; Chordata; Leptocardii; Amphioxiformes; Branchiostomatidae.